Merops nubicus (carmine bee-eater) is the source of this 1573-nucleotide messenger RNA. RefSeq names its product thromboxane A synthase 1 (platelet) (gene TBXAS1). Gene Ontology annotation, molecular function: oxidoreductase activity, acting on paired donors, with incorporation or reduction of molecular oxygen; heme binding; steroid hydroxylase activity. The record is from RefSeq and is a predicted model, not a curated record. The transcript has 11 exons. NCBI's taxonomy places the organism in Eukaryota, Metazoa, Chordata, Aves, Coraciiformes, Meropidae. The annotation marks the transcript as partial.
AGGUAUUACAUUGGUCGCCAGAUGUUUGUGGUGGUCUCCACACCAGAGAUGAUCAAGCAAAUCUUAGUGACAGACUUCAGUAACUUCACCAACAGAACUGCUUCAGGCCUACCUCCGAACUUGAUUUCCAAGCCGAUGAUUGACAGCAUCCUUUGUCUUCGGGAUGACAGAUGGAAGUAUGUCCGAAGCCUUCUGAGCCCAGCUUUCAGUGAUACAAAACUGAAAGAGAUGACACCACUAAUAAACCAGGCCUGUGAUGUCCUGCUGUGCAACAUGAAGGUCUAUGCAGAUUCUGGCAAAGCUUUUGAUAUCCAGAGGUGUUACAACUGUUUUACCUUGGAUGUUGUUGGUAGCGUAGCUUUUGGUACUGAGGUGGAUUCUCAGAAUAAUCCUGACGACCCCUUUGUUAAAAAUUGCAGAACAUUCUUUGAAAUGUCUUUGUUUAAGCCUCUCCUCAUUCUAAUCCUUUCUUUCCCAUUCAUAAUGAUCCCAUUGCUCCAGAUUUUGCCAAACAAGAAACAAAAGGAACUGAAUGGGUUUUUUAUCCAAACCAUAAAAAAUGCAAUUGUCUUCAGACACCAGCAAGAUGCAGCUGAGAGGCGCAGAGAUUUUCUUCAGUGGAUGCUGGACUCCUGUGGCUCAGCUGAGUCCCUGGCAGCUGGGCGUCCCGAGGCGCUGGGUCCCUCUGCUGCUGCCAGCACCCCGGCUGAAAAGUGUCAGCAGACGCUGACAGAGGAUGAGAUAGCAGGCCAAGCUUUUCUCUUCCUGAUCGCUGGGUAUGAGACCACCACAAGCACACUGUCCUUUGCCACAUACUUGCUAGCCACCAACCCAGAGUGCCAGGAGAAGGUGCUUCAGGAGGUUGAUGAGUUCUCAGGAAAACACAUGGUCCCUGAUUACCAAAAUGUACAAGAACUCCCUUAUCUGGACAUGGUGAUUGCGGAGACACUGCGCAUGUACCCACCUGCAUUCAGGUUCACUCGGGAAGCAGCUAAAGACUGUGUAGUGCUGGGGCAGCGUAUUCCAGCUGGGGCUGUCAUUGAAACUGCAGUUGGACAUCUCCACCACAACCCUGACUUCUGGCCAGAGCCUGAGAAGUUUAUUCCUGAGAGGUUUACAGAGGAGGCCAAGAAGGAACGACAUCCCUUUGCGUACUUGCCCUUUGGGGCAGGACCCCGUGGCUGCAUUGGCAUGAAAAUGGGUUUGCUGGAGACAAAAAUUACCCUGCUGAGGAUUUUGCAGAAGUUUAAAUUUAAGGCAUGCCCAGAGACUGAGAUUCCUUUGCAGCUGAAAUCAAAAGCCACACUUGGACCAAAAAAUGGAGUCUACAUUAUGCUGGAAUCUCGCUAAAAGAAAAUGUAACUCCUGAAAAUUUCUGGGAUGGGAUCCCUUGUUCAAUAACUCACUGGGUAUAAUUAUUUUUCAAAACCCCAAAUACAGGUAGGAGCCUAUCCCACUGAUGGUCAGUAGAUGCUACCUCACUGCCCUCCUGUGGGAGAGCCUCCAGUCAUUUUUUAAAAUGAGACAUGGGCUCCACAGUGUUUUUUUGGUGGUUUUCAAAUUGCUGUGAACA